Messenger RNA from Syngnathus typhle (broad-nosed pipefish), 935 nucleotides. It is a transcript of the gene gm2a, whose product is annotated as ganglioside GM2 activator. The coding region runs from base 7 to 705 and encodes 232 amino acids. The transcript is spliced from 4 exons. Gene Ontology annotation, molecular function: lipid carrier activity; enzyme activator activity. The record is from RefSeq and is a predicted model, not a curated record. Gene Ontology annotation, biological process: lipid transport; ganglioside catabolic process. Gene Ontology annotation, cellular component: cytoplasmic side of plasma membrane. NCBI's taxonomy places the organism in Eukaryota, Metazoa, Chordata, Actinopteri, Syngnathiformes, Syngnathidae.
UGCGUGAUGAUGUCAAACACGGAAGUAAACAGCUGCCGGGCUGUCGAGCGUUUGCUGUCCAUUUUUUGUUCAUUUGCUGGUUUCUGUUUUCUUUUUCACCGUAACAACCCAAACAUGAAGUACAUUUUGACGCUUCUCGUCAUACUGAGCAUGCUGGGGGUUGGUGUUUUUACCGAAGGGCAGCACGGCUGGAAGCGAAUCAACAAAGUCGAAGUUUCAGGGUUUGCUUGGAAGAACUGUGGUAAACCAGACGCAGCGGCAGUGAUGAGGACCCUGAGCGUGUCUCCGGACCCCAUCAGCAUCCCCGGAGACAUGACGGCAUCUGCAUCCGGAUCCACGUCCGUGGAGCUCCGUGCCCCUCUGAAUGUGAACGUAACUUUGGAGAAGGAGGUGGCAGGUUUUUGGGUGAAAAUUCCGUGCUUGGAUGAGCUGGGAAGUUGUCACUAUGCCGACGUUUGUGACAUUUUGAACCAGCUGAUACCACCUGGACUAGACUGCCCGGAACCGCUGCACACCUACGGACUGCCCUGCCGCUGCCCCUUUAAACCUGGCUCGUACGCUCUGCCUCAGUCGGACUUCUUCCUGCCGUUCAUGGACGUUCCAUCGUGGCUCACAAACGGAGAUUAUCGUCUUCAGGGGGUGCUGGGUGGCGGUGGCGAGGAACUGGGCUGCCUCAAGGUAGCGCUGUCUCUUCACUCAGAAUAAACGUACAAGCAUCUUUUACAAUAAAUAAUAAUGCAUGUUUCUUUGCUUUAGAGAUUAUGUUUAUGUGUAUUAACGAUAAAGACCACUAAUUUGUGGUUUUAUUAGAUUACUAGAUGUGUUUUAAAACCGCUCUGGACUCAUCUUUUUUUCUCCAUUUAUGAUAUUUCUUGUGCGAUUUGGUGACUCAAAGAUGGAUGUUUUUUUUUUAAAUAAAUAUGACCACAUUAAAA